This is a messenger RNA of Cherax quadricarinatus, 9395 nucleotides long. Lineage: Eukaryota; Metazoa; Arthropoda; Malacostraca; Decapoda; Parastacidae. The record is from RefSeq and is a predicted model, not a curated record.
AUGUAGGUCCUGUUUGGCAUUUUCUUCCAAAACAGGCCUGUUUCGUCACAAUUAAACACCUGUUAAGGUUUCAAGUCUUCACUGUCUAUGUAAUCCUUGAAUUCCUUCACAUAUUUUUCAGCCGUUUUUUGGUCCGAACUGGCAGCCUCACCAUGCCUUAUCACACUAUGUAUGCCACUACGAUUCUUAAAUCUCUCAAACCAACCUUUGCUGGCCUUAAAUUCACUCACAUCACCACUAGUUGCAGGCAUUUUUCUAAUUAAAUCGUCAUGCAACUUCCUAGCCUUUUCACAUAUGAUCGCUUGAGAGAUGCUAUCUCUUGCUAUCUGUUUUUCGUUUAUCCACACCAGUAACAGUCUCUCAGCAUCUUCUAUCACUUGCAAUCUCUUAUUCGAAAACAAAGUUGCACCUUUUGCAAGAACAGCUUCCUUGAUUGUCGUUUUCUUGGCCACAAUAGUAGCGAUGGUUGAUUGGAGUUUGGUAUACAACCUGGCCAGCUCCUUGACACGCACUCCACUUUCAUACUUAUCAAUUAUCUCUUUCUUCAUAUCCAUAGUAAUUCUCACUCUUUUUCCUGCAGGGUUGGCACUAGAAGCUUUCUUGGGGCCCAUGGUGACUUAUUUUGCAGGUACAAUCACUAAAAACGCUGUGAUGAUAUGAAAUGUUCCGAUUGUAUGCGUGGAUGCGACCGCACUGGCUGGCUUGUAAACACUGGCACCCACGGGACAACUGAGGUGUACUCAGGCCACAUGUGGGCGUGUCUCGAACAAAUCGCGUUGGGUGAGUUUUUUAGCGUUAGCCGAGGCAAAAUUUUUGCGUUAGCCGAGGCAAAAUUUUUGCAUUAAAAUGUAUCGUUGGCUGGAUUUAACGUUAGCUGAUGCCAUCGUUAGCUGAGGGUCCACUGUAUUUGCAUACACCCUUUCAGUCAGUCUUACACAGUUAAUUAUGCAAAGUUUUAACUUUGGAUAGCCCAAUAAAGUCAAUUGGAAUUAUUUUCCUAGGGGUUCUUAUGUUACAAAGUUAUUUAAGUUACAGAGGCACAAAUGCAUGCUGUCUUAAUCCUCAACCCAUAGUGAAUACUAACAAAAGAAAAUCCAUGUAGAAAAUGAAUACUGUAUGUCAUAUCAAGGCUAUGUUAUGAAUAUUUUAACAGGACAAGAAAUCACUCCUUCCUUUCUACACCUUCAUUCAUUAAGGUAUUUUUUUUUUUUUAGCUCUAGCCUUUAACUGAUUUAUUAAAUAAGACUUACUCUGAUAUGUGUAUCUGUUAAGGGUAGGUUAGUGGAUAGAAACCAUCCAGGGAGGUAAUACAGUUCUGUCAAAUUUGUGUGAAAUAGAAACCUGUUAGUUUUUUUCAUUUUGACCGAAUAUCUAAUGUUUUUCUUGGUCUUGUGAAUGCUUGAGAUAAUAAUAAUUUUAUUUUAGCACAAUAUAGUGUUUGUACAGUAAGUCCUCAUUUAACGUCAUUGAUAGGUUCUUGGAAACUGCGACUUUAAGCGAAACAAUGUAUGUAUAAUGAAACCAGUUGUACCUUAGGCUAAUUAAAAAAAAGUUACUUUCCUACGGCAUAUUUCUGGCCACAGAACAUCACCAAACUUAUAAUAAAGACCCAAAGCACUUCUAAUAUUAAACAUUGAAAUAAAUGUAAGCUAUACAUACAUUUAAGAAAUAUUAAUAAAAGAAUUAAGAUAAUUAUUUGCUCAAGUUUUGGUGAAUCCGUUAGUGGGGGUUUGGUGGUUGUAGUGGUGAUGUGUAGUAUGGAGAGGGAGGCUUAAGCCUCAUCACUGGUGAUGGGUAAAGGUGAGUCUGGAUCAUGAUCAUGAUCGCUGAAGGGCAGAGAAGCAGUUUGGUCAUUAUUAUCACAGAAGGUGAGGGUAGGAGUGUUGCAAGAAAUUCCUGAGGGGCCUGGUGUUACCUGGACACUGUAGAGGAUAAACAAAAUACAGAUGUAGUAUACACAGACUUUGCAAAAGCUUUCGACAAGUGUGACCAUGGUGUAUUAGCACACAAAAUGCGUGAUAAAGGAAUAACGGGAAAAGUUGGUAGAUGGAUCUACAACUUCCUGACAAAUAGAACACAAAGAGUAAUAGUAAACAGAGUCAAGUCCCAGGCAGCCAUGGUAAAAAGCUCUGUUCCACAAGGCACAGUACUUGCUCCCAUUCUGUUCCUCAUCCUCAUUUCUGACAUAGAGAUGUAAGCCAUAGCUCCCUGUCUUCCUUUGCGGAUGACAACCGGAUUUCCAUGGCAGUGACCUCCAUCGAAGACACCGCGAGACUCCAAGCGGACAUCAACCUGAUCUUCGAAUGGGCCACUCAAAACAAUAUGAAGUUCAGCAAGGAGAAAUUUCAACUACUCAGAUAUGGGAAGCUUGAAGAAAUUAAAAAUGUGUCAGGGUAUAUGACAAAUUCUAACCAUACAGUAGAGCAGAAAAGUAAUGUGAAGGACCUGGGAGUGGUAAAGUCAGAGGAUCUCGCCUUCAAAGACCACAACAAUGUAUCUGCCUCAUCCGCUAGGAAAACGAUAGGAUGGAUAAUGAGAACCUUCAAAACUAGGGAUGCUAAGCCCAUGAUGAUUCUCUUCAAAAUACUUGUGUUCUCUAGGCUGGAAUACUGUUGUACACUAACGGCCCCCUUCAAGGCUGGUGACAUUGCAGACCUGGAGAGUGUACAAUGAACUUUCAUGGCACACAUAAGUAUGAUAAGGUACCUAAACUACUGGGAAAGGUUGAAGGUCCUUGAUCUGUAUUCCCUUGAAUGCAAGUGAGAGAGAUACAUGAUAAUAUACACUUGGAAGGUCCUGGAGGGAUUGGUACCAAACCUGCACACGAAAAUCACUCCCUAUGAAAGCAAAAGACUUGGCAGGAGAUGCAACAUUCCCCCGAUGAAAAGCAGGGGCGCCACGAGUACACAGAGACAGCACAAGAAGUGUCAGGGGCCCAAGACUUGCCUCCCAGCAUACAUAAGGGGGAUUACCAAUAGACCCCUGGCUGUCUUCAAAAAGGCACUGGACAGGCACCUAAAGUCAGUACCUGACCAACCGGGCUGUGGUUUACACGUCAGCUUGCGUGAGGCUAGCAGUAACAGCCUGGUUGAUCAGACCCUGAUCCACCAUGAGGCCUGGUCUCAAACCGGAUCACGGGGGCAUUGACCCCUGAAAACCUCUUCAGGUAAACCUCAGGUUGGAGCGGAGUGAUGGGUGGUGUUGGUGGUGGUGCUGCAACUGCUCCAACUGGGGUUUCAAAAAAACACAUCCGAGAUUUGUUGUCUUUCUUGUUUUUCCUUCAGUUUGUAUAAUUCCAUGUUGGGGUUGUACGAUGAAGGAAUUAUUAUAGAGAACAGAGCAAGGAAAUACAAGCAAAAUAAUGAAGCAUUACAGGACAUCAGAUCCUGCAAAUUGUGUCAAAGCAAUCUAGGCAAUCCUGUUUCCUUCUGAACUUCUCUCUCUCAUUCUGGAUUUUUUUGGUGAAAAUGAUCAUAGCGUUAUCUAACAACUGGAAAGUCUUGAAUAAAUCUUUAGUUGAUAAUAUUCAUGGUAGUACUGCAUCCUUGGUUUCAUCCUCCUCUGCAGCACAUUGUUGUUCCAUCUCUAUGUCGUUUCAUCUCCACAUUUGUACAGAGAUGGGAGACAUUUAGUUGUGCAUGCAGAUACCCAUAGUUACACAGAGCAUUUUGGGCAAAUUUAAGCCUAACUUAAGAAGACUAUUCCAGGAAUAAGAAUAAAAUGUAUUAAGAAAUAUACAGAAAGGAAAGGAUAAGUACAGUAGAAAAUAUCAUUAAUCAAGCCUGGUUCAAAAUGUUAAACAGGCUUCUAUUUCACACUCAUAUGACAGGAUGUUUGUAUCUACCUGUAUGGUUACUAUCUACUUAUUUACAACCUGAAUGAAUAAUGAGUUUAUCAUAUAAGAGUAUUUUAGGUACUGUAGCAUUUACAGUGAUGCAAGUGGUAUUACAGAAGGGUCCCGCUGAUACAGCAGGUCAGGUUCUGGGCUACUGUUGUAAAACGAAAAUCUUUGCAACGUAUAUAUAAAAGCCUGAUAACAUGUUUAUGCUAUCAUAUAUUAAGUGAGCUAGGCUUAAAAAAUUCAUAUACAGUACUCAUUACUUGCCUCAAAUAAUUUUUGUCCGUAUCUUAAAGUGAGUGGUGAAUAUAUUUAUUGUAGGAAGCCUGAAUAAAUGAAGAAUGGGUAUACACAUAAUUGAAAACUGCUGCGCUGGUGAAACACCAUAAAGCGAAGCUCUGUAAAGCGGAGCCAUCCUGUGUAUUAAAUGUUUUCUAGAUAUGUUAAUUAUAUUAGUGGUUCAGUACUGUGUGCAAUUUGUAUUAUAUUCUUCUGUGAAGAAAGUAAAUAAAAUACAUAUAAAAGAAGUGUACAUAUGGCACAUUAAUUGUCUUUUUGUUAGAUCUAAACAUGUAACUGACAGCUUCCACUAGUUUUCAGAAGUAAACUAGGUCACCUCAUUAGAAAUGCAAGGACCCUCAAUAACUUUUUUGGGUUAUCCUGGUGGGUAAUUUACUCACGUUACUAUGUACGAUGAUUUGUGUAACUGUAUUUAUAUGUACCUGUACCAAAAUAAACUUACUACUUAUAUUGCAGACUCCCAUUCAUGUCCUCAAUUCAAGAAUUUCCAAUCUUCCACAGGCUGUUAUCCUUUUCCAACUAUUUCUUAGUACUAAACUUGCUACUUAUGAGAAAGCUGACAAAGUUGUUGGUUAAGAUAAGAUUUUGUUUGAAUUUUUAAUCCGAAGGGUUAGCCACCCAGGAUAACCCAAGAAAGUCAGUGCAUCAUCAAGGACUGUCUUAUUUCAUUGGAGUCCUUCAAUCUUGUUCCCUAGGAUUCAGCCCACACAAGUCAGCUAACACCCAGGUACCUAUCUACUUGCAAGGUGAACGGGGACAACAGGUGUAAGGAAACAUGCCCAAUGUUUCCACCUGGCCGGGGAUCGAACCACGGACACAGUGUGUGAGGCGAGUGUUGCCUACCAGGCCACAGGGCAACAGGCUUUAAUUAUAUUACAGUUGGACUUCUGGUCAUCCUCUCUGUCACUUUCAGAUGCUAUCAAAUGAGGGGCUCUUGAUCCAAGGAAUUGGAUGUGAUAAAUAAUUUAGAAAACCGACAUGUUGAAGACAAGUUGUGCAACAUUUUGGAAUCUUUACUGAGGAAGUGUUUCACCAGCCUGUCACUUCUUCAGUCCAGUACAGAGAAGAAUGGUGGAAAAAGAGGAAGAGUUUGAGCUAACCUUAGACGCCAUCAUCAAUGAGAGCCAACUAGCUAACGAAAGAGUAAACGAGAGAGAGAACAAGAUACAGAGUUGAGACAAUACUGCCAUCUAGAGCCAAAGGAUAAGCCAGGCAGGACGUAAGUGUUUUUCCGAGCGAGGUAUUUGCACCGGCAGGAUUGAUCAAGAGCUUCUAGGGUCAUGCUCCACGAUGGAUAUCCCACUUGAUCUAAAGCUCUUUAUGAAUAAUGCCCCCACGAAGGUGUAUAAGUGUGAGCAGUGCAAUGCCUCAUACUCGGAUAAGGCAUACUUUGAGAUGCACAAGCAGACGCAUCAAAAGGGAGAGAUAUCCACCGUCCAGAUUGUCAUGACCGCCCCUCCACAGCCCGCCACACCUCAGCCCGCCCCAGCACAUCAACACCACCAGCAGCAACAACAACAGCAGCAGCAGCAACAACAACAACAACAACAACAACAACAACAACAACAACAACAACAACAACAACAACAGCAGCAGCAACAGCAACAACAGCAGCAGCAACAGCAACAGCAGCAGCAGCAACAACAGCAGCAGCAACACCAACACCAACAGCAGCAACAACAGCAGCAGCAGCAACAACAACAGCAGCAGCAGCAACAACAACAACAACAACAACAACAACAACAACAACAGCAACAACAGCAGCAGCAACAGCAACAGCAGCAACAACAACAACAACAACAACAACAACAAAUAAUUCACCAAGAUCCGCAGCUGACAGCGUACAAGAGAGCCUAUGGUGGCGAGAUUCACCAGAUAUAUGAGGUAGCACCGUCUACCAGAUACCAAGUUGUCACCACCUCCCCUCAUGCCAUUAAUGCUGCAAACAUAACAGCCAUACAAGCACAGGUCAAUGUUCCCACCUACACAGCCUCCAGUUACGUUUUAACCACAGCCCCCGAACAGGCCCAUAGAACAAUCGCAACAAUUCAACAUCACCAGCAGCAGCAGACACAAGAGCAUGCACAACAGCAGCAACCACAGGAACAGCAACAGCAGAGGCUUGUGAUAGCACUGGAUACUAAAGAUCGACCGUACAAGUGUGACCAGUGUACCGCUUCUUUUAUCGACCCGACUGAACUGAAUGAGCACAAGAAGAAGCACAGUGGCGAUGGUCCAUUUACCUGUGAAGAUUGCCACUUCACUUUCAUGUAUAAGAGUCAUUUCAGAAGUCACAAGACACGGUGCCAGAAAAAACGUGCUAUGAUGCCCAACCCUCCAAAACCCAUUGUAAAUCCAGGUCCCAUAAAACGACAGUUCCCCACACAUCAACAGCAGCAGCCGAAACAGCAUCAGCAGCACCAGGUACAGCAUCAACCACAAGUAAACAACAGACCUGCAGCUAAAAAUACUACCCAGCAUGCUCGACAACCGAAUAAUAAUACCAGUAAUAUUCCUUUUAAUCCAAGCAAUCCAACGUUUAAAAGGCAAAAAAAAGAGCAGCGGCAGGACCGACCUUUUGAAUGCCAUGAGUGCGAUGCUUCAUUCCAGACGGUACAAGAUUUGCAGACACACAAAGCCAAACAUACAGGAGAGGGGCCAUUCAAGUGUGAAGAGUGCCGAUUUGUGUUCCUGUAUCGUAAAUUAUACGAAGCGCACCGCAGACGCUGCGAGAAGAAGCGGAAAGAAACGCAUCUGACAGUUACAAAUGUUACCACAGUAGCACAGCCACAGCAAGUACAACAACUUCAGCAACAACCGCAAGUUAUUCACCAGUCACAACCACAACAUGUUCAGAUACACACAGGACGAACUGUCACGGCAGUGCCAUCUUCUGGCUCGACAGUGCAGCUCACUGGACCCAUUCAGAUACACACGGCUGUUCCUAAUCAGCACCAGACUGCUGUUAUUGACAUGAGAGCUGUACAGACCCAGCAACACCAGCAACAGGUGCAACAGGUCCAGCACAUACAGCAUCCUGCUCUGCUUGAGCAGGUCAUCCACGUGGCCCAGGUCCCCACCAGUAUUAGUGGUGGGCGACAGGAGAUCAAAUACGACUUGGUGCCGGCCACCGUCGAUGUGGGAGACAUGAACCAGAUCAUGAACCUCAUUAAGGUUAAGGGACAUCCCCAGUAGAAUUGACUGUUCACUUAGGUGCAGGGUUGGCAACCUCUUGAUGUGUCAUCCACGGUAGUUCCACUGCUGUCGUUGGUUUGAUCCAAGGAAGACAAGAGUAGCUCAGAUUUCUUGUUCCAAGGAUUUGGAGCUACCUUCUUCUAUCUUGAAUCAUGCCUGAUUGCCUGCCAUUUCCCAGGCGCUGUAAGGCCCAUAAGGGUUUAGCGCUUCCCUGUGAAUUUAUUAGUGGGGAGUCAGGUGUCAAGAGAGUGUAACCUUGUGAGUGAUUGAGCUUUGGUGGGCAUUAUAAUAGUGUGGUCAGUACUGUGGAAACAGAGGCAAAUACUGUAUACUACAAUCCUUUAUUGACACUGUCAAGAAAGGAUUGCAUUAUAUUGCGUUCACCUCUUUCCAUCAUGUUGGUAUUUUAUGCCAUUUCUCUCUUGAGGUCAGUACUGUGUUGAUAGUUAUUACAACUAUUCUCAUCUUUUUUUCCAUGAAGUACAAUGUAAAUUUUGAAGUGCCAAGAGUCUUAAUGACUUGGAUUCUGCCUUGGUAUAGUUCCAAGCUUUGACUUACCAUAGCAUUUCUAAUUUAGCCUGGUUAAUACCAGACUAGACCAAGAGUGAUAUAUGCAAUGACUGUGUACUCUUUUAUUUAGAGUUACCAUGCAAAAAUACAUUUAGCUCCUCAGGUUCAGCAUUUUAAGCUGAGCCUUUCCUAAGGUUUAUAUGUUUUUGAAAUAAGACUAUAUAUAUAUAUAUCAAAUUUUCUUGUAUUAUGCUGUCAGAGCUGGAUGCUGGCUGCCUGGCAAGCAACAUACCCAUCCCAACAUACACUCAAAAAUAUACUAGAAUAUUUUCUCUCUAAGAAUCUAAGCCUGCUAGAUCCUAGCCUCUGUUUAGGAACUUAUUUUUUUAUAGUUACAUGGGAAAUAAAGAUUAACUUUACGACUGAAAUGAUAACAUUGCACACGAUAGACAUGAGGCAGUUAUGCGGGUGGAUAAUCUAGCAUUAUGAAUUGUAAAUACAGUCACCUCUUUUAAAGCUUCUCUGUAUAGUGCAGUUUUUUAUAAAUGUGAUUUAUAAAGUACAUCCAGAAUUGAAUAGCUCAUGGAAAGGCCUUCACAGUACAGGCUAUUCAGUAUUGGGUAAACUUCUUUCAGUUCCAAUUUUAAAAAAUAACACUAAAUAAGGGAGCUUUAUAAGAGAGCUUACAAUAAACCCUUGAUAUAAUGGACAAAUAAAAGCUUAUCAAUGUCCAUUAAAUUAGAAGAAUAUUAAAAAUAACAGAAAAAAAGCAUUUGGCUACUCUAUAUCUAAAAUAGUAUUGUACAUGCAAUUUACAGAUAUAUUUCAAUUAAGAUAAAAAAUAAUAGAGUUCCUAGUACACAUUACAUGGCAUAUUUUGGCCAUUUUAAAAAUUCCAUGAUAUCGAAGUCUCUUCUGUUAAAGAUCACUUUAUCAAGGGUUUUACCAUUUAUAUACUUGUGUAAGGUAUUUUGUGCUACCCUCUGUUCCACCUCAUUUCAUUGGGAACGAAGAAAGGAUAUGUUGAUAAGACAGGUGUACAACAUGAUCUGGUUCAUGCUUCUACAGUCGAAUGCAGACGAGGCCUACUAUGUAGGCGAAAUUUUCGGAAUAAAGAUACCUAAUGUUGCACAUGUGUCUUAAUCAACUUGUCGGUAUUGUAUAUCAUUAUUAUGUUGACAAAGGCCAUGUUGUCAACCAAGCUUGUAUAGGGACUAUGUUUUACUCCGUAGAGCUUUCAUCAAGUCAUGACUUUGAGGAAACUCUACACAUUAUACCUAUCAAAGUUUUUUUUUUUAUUUUUAUUUUUUUUUUUAAAGCUUGUUCUGCAAUGUUUGUCUUCUUUGUGACUGCUGGCAGUGCACCAGUUGUAUGCAGGUUGGGAGAAGACUUAAGUGCUAGGAAUAUUUACCUUCCACUUUUGAAUUCCGAAGGUUGUUUGGAGAUAAUCAUGGUUUCCAAAAGUAUUGAAAAGUGUUGUAUCUAGAAGGCUAACAUUCUUAUGUAAAUCAUCACAGUUAUGUUCAUCAACUGAAUCAAUCAACAACACUAC